Molecule: messenger RNA, 501 nt
Organism: Pelobates cultripes (western spadefoot toad)
Lineage: Eukaryota; Metazoa; Chordata; Amphibia; Anura; Pelobatidae
Source: the annotation of a GenBank genome assembly
AUGGCGGAUGCCAUGUGCGCCGGAAUCGGCAGGGGGGACUGCUCUCCCGCUGAGACUAGAGGAACCAACUGGGUCUUCAGACACAUCUUACCUGGCACCGCAGCCUUACAAGCGGUUACUAACCCGACUACUCCACAAGCCAUGUCACAAGCGAGCAGCGACGGAGACCUAGUCGAAUUCAAGCUGGCUGCUGAGCCGGAAGACCGCCACACCACACUAUGUCUACCCCUGCCAGUGACUACCGACCCCGCAGCAGAGAAAGGUACUCCCACAGUGGGAUCGACCACAUACCCACCCCACGCACACCCUGUAGUACAGAGACCCCGAAGAGGGUCUAACACAGCCACCCAGCAGCCGGCCACAUCACGCAGCGCCCAAACACCCAUCCUGACAGACACUCACCUCCAGAUGCCCAGACGAGGUACUCUUGGCCGGAUGGGAAAGCAGCCCAAAAGACACCAACGAAGAGCACAGAGACACAUCCAGAGGGGCACUGCUUGA